UUGGCAGCACCGCAGCGAUGAUGGUGGCUACGGCUGCUGAGCGAAAUAAGGAGCCCAUCCUGUGCGUGCUCCGCCAGUAUGUGGAUCCUGCCCAGCGCGGCGUUCGCGUGCUCGAGGUGGCCUCGGGCUCCGGCCAGCACGCCGCGCACUUUGCACAGGCUUUCCCGCACGCCGAGUGGCAGCCGUCAGACGUGGACCAGCGCUGCCUGGACAGCAUUGCCGCCACCACCCAAGCCCAAGGGUUGUCCAAUGUGAAGGCCCCGCUGUACCUGGACGUGACCUGGGAGUGGGAGCAAUGGGGCGGAAUCCAGCCGCGGUCGCUGGACCUGUUGCUCUGCAUCAAUAUGAUCCACAUCAGCCCCCUGAACUGCACUGAGGGACUCUUCAAAGCAGCAGGACAACUGCUUAAAACCAAGGCCUUGCUGAUCACCUAUGGGCCCUUUGCAGUCAAUGGAAAGAUCUCUCCCCAGAGCAACGUGGACUUUGACCUGAGCCUCAGAUGCAGGAACCCAGAGUGGGGGCUUCGUGACACAGCCCUCCUGGAGGAACUAGGCCAGGCCAGCGGCUUGGUCCUGGAGAGGAUGGUGGACAUGCCAGCCAACAACAAGUGCCUGAUUUUCCGGAAAGAAUAGCCUAUUUCCUACCUCCCAUGUGCCUGCAUCUCUGUCAAAGGUUCUGCCAUGGUACAAGCUAGACCUCAGCCCCUCCCUGAGUCACUCCUUGGGAUAAAUUAGUCCCUCCUAAUCUGGUGGCCACAGUGCUACAGAGAAUCUGGGCCCAAUGGGCCAUGAAAUAAAGCCAUUCCAUUUCACUGGGGGCAUCCCUACCACACUGUUUGCUGGGAAUAGUUGUGGGAAGGCAAAGGGGGUUUGGUCUG
Molecule: messenger RNA, 877 nt
Organism: Microtus oregoni (creeping vole)
Lineage: Eukaryota; Metazoa; Chordata; Mammalia; Rodentia; Cricetidae
Gene: Mettl26
Product: methyltransferase like 26
Exons: 6
Coding region: 18-632 (204 amino acids)
Source: RefSeq, a predicted model, not a curated record